This is a messenger RNA of Saccostrea echinata, 1944 nucleotides long. RefSeq lists its product as uncharacterized. Gene Ontology annotation, molecular function: zinc ion binding; ubiquitin protein ligase activity; protein binding. Bases 1 to 1944 code for a protein of 647 amino acids. Lineage: Eukaryota; Metazoa; Mollusca; Bivalvia; Ostreida; Ostreidae. The transcript is spliced from 2 exons. Gene Ontology annotation, biological process: proteasome-mediated ubiquitin-dependent protein catabolic process; protein polyubiquitination. The record is from RefSeq and is a predicted model, not a curated record.
AUGGACCCACGUACCAGUGCCCAGGAUGUGAUUAGAUGUGACCUGUGUAAGACUGUUGUGGUACAGAUGCACUGUGAUGCAUGCCUUGUCAACCUGUGUAUGGCUUGUGUAGGGAUUCAUAUCUCAACAGAUGAAUCAAAAGACCACAAAGUUGUUAAAUUUCAAGCCAGGAAAUCAAUUCUCCUUUAUCCUACAUGUAGGACUCAUGACAAAGAACGAUGUGAAAUGUACUGUAAAAAAUGUGACAUUCCUAUCUGCAUCAGCUGCCUUGGAUCUAAUCAACAUUUAGGUCAUAGAUUAAUCAAAGUUUUGCAAGUUGUGGGUGAAAAAAAAGACAAGAUUGCAAUAGAAAGAAAAGAAUUUAAAGAUACAAUAUAUCCGACCUUCCAGGAAAUUGCCUCUGAUGUACAAAACAGAAUGAGUCAGUUAGAAAUGGAAUAUGGAGAUCUCUCAACAGCUAUAACAAAACAUGGAGAGGACUGGCACAGAGAAAUUGAUAAACUUGUCAAGAAACUUAAAGAUGAAAUUGAUGAAACGAAAAACACACAGUUACAAACUCUACAGAAGCAGCUGGAUGAAAUAAACAAGAAAAUGUCUGACAUCAAGGAUGAAAUCAUUUCAUUUGAAAUGGCUUUAGACACUAAUGACUUGUCAAAACUGUUUAGUGUCAGAUCCAAUAUGAAAAUAUACAAAACUCUUCCACAAACAAUUCUGACAUAUGUCCCAACAUUCUUACCCCAAGAACUCCCAGGAGAACUUAGUAAACUAUUUGGAUCGUUAUCAGCAAGUUCUUUAACAUAUGAACAUGGCUACAACAUAAAGAAACCACAGAAAUCACUAGAAGCUAGAUCCUCUCCUCCAGUCAAACAGCUGCUUGAUAAACCAGAGACUGUCACCACCAUAGACACUGGAUUUGAAUACCUUUACAAUGUGGCCUGUCUGAGUGAUGAAGAAAUCUGGACAAAGGGAGAUAAUGCCACCAUGAAACUCUUCACCAUUAGUCAGGGAUCACUGCUCUCACCCAAGAAACUCUUUAAUUUUAAUAUCAUUCGGGGAUCACGACUUAAAUCAAUCACAACGAAAUCCGGGUACAAACCAACAGACAUAGCAGUUACGAAAAGUGGAGAUCUAGUUUAUACGGAUUACAUUGAUAGAACUGUAAGCAUUGUAAAGAAAGAGAAGAUAGAGGAGGUGAUCAAACUACAGAACUGGAGACCUUACAGUGUCUGUAGUACCUACUCAACUGAGCUUCUUGUUCUCGUAGACAGUGAUGAUGACAAAGAAACAAAAGUUGUCCGUUACUCUGGCUCCACAGAGAAACAGACCAUUCAGUUCGAUGAUAAAGGUAAACCUCUUUAUUCAUCUGGUGGUUAUUACAGAUACAUUACUGAGAACAGGAACUUGGAUGUCUGUGUGUCUGACAGUGUCGCCAGAGCAGUAUUGGUGGUCAAUCAGGCCGGGAAACUGAGAUUCAGGUAUACUGGACAUCCUCUUAUUCCAAAGAACAAACCAUUCAGUCCACGAGGAAUCACCACAGACAGUCAGAGUAACCUCCUUAUAGCUGAUUAUAACAAUAACUGUGUCCAUGUCAUAGACGAGGAUGGACAGUUCCUCUUUUACAUAGACUGUGAACUGAAUGGACCCUGGGGAUUAUGCACAGAUACGAAUGACAAUCUGUUUGUUGCCCAGUUCACUUGUUGCGGAUUUCAAACUCUAUCAAGGAAAAGACGUCUAAGAUAUAUAAAUAUAUCAGAUAGCAAAAUAUCUGAGGAGAUAACGAUAAAUUCACCAGGAUAUCCAUGGGCAAACUACGAGAGUGAUACAACAUACAUAUGGAUAGUUACAGCACCUGACCUAGCAGAGGAGAUAGAUAUCAGGAUAGAACUAGAUAUUCACUAUACUCCAGGAUUCGACUGUACAGAUUACUUAGAGGUUCAGUAUUGA